Messenger RNA from Notothenia coriiceps (black rockcod), 765 nucleotides. Its product is annotated as probable voltage-dependent N-type calcium channel subunit alpha-1B. Lineage: Eukaryota; Metazoa; Chordata; Actinopteri; Perciformes; Nototheniidae. Gene Ontology annotation, biological process: chemical synaptic transmission; calcium ion import across plasma membrane. The coding region runs from base 1 to 765 and encodes 254 amino acids. Gene Ontology annotation, cellular component: membrane; voltage-gated calcium channel complex; neuronal cell body. Gene Ontology annotation, molecular function: high voltage-gated calcium channel activity. The transcript is spliced from 6 exons. The record is from RefSeq and is a predicted model, not a curated record.
AUGACGCCCCCUGCCGCUGCUCUCAGAAUCCUGGCCACGGUGGGCACAGACUUCGACCUGCGAACCCUGCGAGCAGUGAGAGUGCUAAGGCCCCUGAAACUGGUGUCAGGAAUCCCCAGUCUCCAGGUGGUGUUGAAGUCCAUAAUGAAAGCCAUGGUUCCUCUGCUUCAGAUCGGCCUGCUGCUUUUCUUCGCCAUCCUCAUGUUCGCCAUCAUCGGGGUGGAGUUUUACAUGGGAAAAUUCCACAGCACCUGCUUCAAAGAUGAUGAGAUAGUAUCAACCUGGCCUUGUGGCUUGGAGCCCCCGGCCAGGUUGUGUCCGAAUGACACCAUCUGCAGAGGAUACUGGAAGGGACCAAACUAUGGCAUCACCAACUUUGACAAUAUCGGGUUUGCGGUGCUGACAGUUUUCCAGUGCAUCACCAUGGAGGGCUGGUCGGAAAUCCUCUACAGCGAGAUAGCAGCUGACUGGCACUACAUUGUGAGCCACUUACAGAGCCUUCCUUCCUCCUCCUUCUGCUUCUUGCUCUUCAUCCCUAUUGAUGACUGUAUGCUAACUCUGCCCAGAGGGGGAAUGCUCAGACCUUCCUCUCUAAUGGAUCAAAGAAAAUGUAUCCCUCCCCUUCAUUCCCAUCCUGCCCCAUCUUCUUUUUAUUUCUUUAUUGCCUCCUCCCUGCCGUCCACCCCCACCUCAUCCCCUCAUAACUUCUCCUCCCCCGGCGAGGCCACAUCCCAGAAUCCUGUGGUCUCCCAGCAGCUGACGUAG